Molecule: messenger RNA, 3226 nt
Organism: Chelmon rostratus (copperband butterflyfish)
Lineage: Eukaryota; Metazoa; Chordata; Actinopteri; Chaetodontiformes; Chaetodontidae
Gene: c19h18orf54
Product: chromosome 19 C18orf54 homolog
Exons: 13
Coding region: 838-2289 (483 amino acids)
Source: RefSeq, a predicted model, not a curated record
GAAAGCGCUCGUUUGGCUUAAACUGAUUUCAGAUCAGCUAACAGUCAGCUAGUUUUACCCGGGAGCCUUAAAUCUUUUUUGGACCAUAGACAUAUAAACAACAGUGACCGCACGCGAAAGUGUCGACACGCAAUAUACAGAAAAGGAGACGUUUCGAAGUAAAAGUGUGUUAUUUUCGUGUGUUAAGGAUUGGCGGGUUUGUUUUGGAAUAUUUGAAUUGGAAUUCCUGUUUUUAGCCUGGUCGUGCUGCUAAGUUAACGUCAACGUCAGUAACUGUACUGAGUUUAACUUACCUAGCGUUAACUUUUGAGAUUUUGUCAAUAUGUGAAGUGAUUCCGGUUGUGAAAGGUCCUAGAAACACAAAAAAACAUUAAAAAACGUUACACCAAACUACUGUUGCGUAAAAAAAUGAUUAACGUCAAUUACUUAAGCUGUUAGGCUUUUACGGUAACGUUACUUUUUGGGUAUCGGUUGUUGUUUAUCUGGCUGUUGGCCUGGCUAAAGGCAAAUAAGCAAACUAACGUCAGUCAGUUUUUCUUACACACUCUUACUUUCACAGAGUUUAAUAGCUGGUAUCCAAAAGUUGUGACCCCAUAGACCCAUAGAUGGUCUCACUUCAGUGGUGUAACACACAAACAAAUGAAGAAAAAAUCCUCCCUCUUUGCUUGGGUUUUAGUUGUUUAUGUUGUAUUUUGUUUCUAAAUGCUGUUUGUGGGAAAAGGCAUAUACACAACCAUCCAUCACAGUGAACAUUUUACACUCCUCUCCAGCAUCACACCACCCUUUUCUCUGUGAUUUAGUCAUAUAUAACCUCAGAGUGUACUUCUUUUUGUCAGCAUGGAGUCCAGCAGCUUGGUUGGUGACUUUCUGUCUCCAGAGUCAACGGUGACUUCCCUGCUGUCGAGCUCAGGACACCUGAGGAGCAGCCUACUGGCCCCUGAACACAACACCACCUUCAGAUAUGGCGACAAGAACUAUGACUCAGCCUCAGCUGCAUUGGAUGCUUACAUCGCAGACUUUGAGAGCAGUCGUCAGAGCAGCAAGUCGUUGACAGAAAGGCUUGUCAUACCGCAGGGUCUGCUCGCCGCGUCGAGCAUACCCAGAGUGGGCACGCUCAGAAACAAAGAUGUUCUCAGGGAGUGUUUGACUGACAGGGAGCUGGACUUUCUCACCCUUCCCGUCAGUUCCCUUCAUCACAGCAGCAACCAAGACAGACUUUCCAUGACGACAGACGAGCUGCUGUCUAUCCCUUACGACGGCUCAAUGCCUGUCACCCACACCUCCACCAUCAUACAAGGGCUUUUAUCCCAGUCUGGAGCCCAGACCUGCCCCUCCUCCUCCAGACCAGCACAGAGAACCCAGGACAGACUCGGCAGCAGCCAAGCUGCUCCUAGACUGAACCACCACCACCACUCUCAUCCAGCCAAGACUCCCAAGAGCUCCAGGUGCAGAGGAAGACCCGGGGUGGCCAUGUUGAAACCAGAAGUUGACAUCUCCUUAGUCAGCUGCCAUAGGUCUGCACCCAGGACAGCAAAGUCAGAGCGGAAAGAGCCGUCUUCAUCGCUCCACCUCCCUCACUGGUUCACAAGCAACAAGAUUGACAUGGACUGUUCUGGAAUCACCAGUGUUCCUGACUUGAAGUAUCCAGCCUGGAUCCAAUGCUGUGACCUCAGCGAGCCACCACCACCCACAGAGUCGGAGCUGUGGGAUGACCAUGGUGUUCAUCCACCUGCAGCCCCCAGACCCAGAGCUCCGUCCUGGGUAGCAGAGCUGGAGGAUGAUGAUUGUGACCAGACACUUGCACGGGUUGACAGCCAGCAGACUCUCAGAGAUCUGAGGCUUCAGUUUGCUGAACAGAUUUCUGUUCUCACUGCAGGGCAAGCAACCUCAGACAUCAUGGAAACUCUCUUCAGAGACAACAAGAUUGAGUCUCUGAUUCUGAAGGCAGAUCAGGUGUUGAGCUCCUUGUCUCAGAAUUCGGGUGCAGCAUACGCGAGUGAGACCAGCACUCAACCCAAGACACAAGUCUGUCCUGCUGAUUGUGCUGAAGAUGCUGUCAGUCCAUUGAACACUGAGGAGCUCCUGCUCUGGUCCUCCUCACACUGUCAUCCAGUCACUCUUGAGUCAGCAGCAGCAGGUGUCACAGAGGCUCUGACUGACAGAGGAGCUCAGGCUCCGUGCCAUGGUCUCCAUGGAAACAGCAUCUUUAAGCAGCCUGGUCCAGUGGAGGCUUUGAAACAGAUGUUGUUCAGACUGCAGGCAGUGGAGGCCAAGCUUCAGCAACAAUGACAGGCAUCAGUAGCUCCAGCACUCAUUGACAGGCUACAGGCAGGAGACUCUAGGGAAGCAGAGCUCUGCGUCACCUGAGCCGUCUGAUGGUGCAGCAGGAAGAAGACACAGAGUGGAAGAGGAGGAAGAUGAUACCUGUCUAUGUUCUCACUGUCCUCUUCUUGGAGAUUCCUGUCAUGUCCAGUCGCAGAAAAACCAUAUUUUAGAUGAAAAUGUGCAAGUCACUAACACAGUACAGAGACCAAAGCAGACCCAUUUGGAAGUUGUGUGUGUGUUGAAGCUAAAUGUUACUGUCAAAAGCUCCAAAACCUUGAACACAGUUGACUGUUCUGCUGGUUAAAAUUUUGAUUGAGACUGAAAAUAACCAAUGUUGUCCAUUAAAGUAACAGUGUGAUGAGAGGAUGGUUUCUAUAGCUCUGAUGUUAAGUUCAAUAAAAAAGAAGCAACAUGGAGACCAGGCAUCUGGAGAGUUGUUUGAAGGUGGAUUUCCUUCCAGUCUCUGUGCUGAAAUGUCCAGGACCUCUCUAUUGAACACAGGGAAGAAACAGUAACCAUGUAUGUAAUAUGCUAUCAAGCAUGCUAACAUGCAACAUAUUAAACCUAAGCAUUUUAAAAUGUGGUAGCAUGUUAAUCAGCUUAUUUUUAGUAUAUCACGAUUAGCAUGUGAUGUGCUCAGUGAUGGUGUGUUCAUGUCCAGUGUUGUUAACAUGGAUGUUACCAUGUUAACUGGACCAUUUAGAAUACUGAACAUGUGAACUAUAACUGUAGCCACAUUAUCAUGACAUUUAUUUAUUACAAGCCCGACUCCACAAAAAGUUUGAAGCUGUGUAAAGUGCACAUAAAAACAGAAUGCAAUCAUUUGCAACCAAGCUGUUUGCUGGUGAACCUCAGUCCAUCCUUGCUUGUGAACGACUGAGCCAGGAUGCCUCUGUUACCA